Cataglyphis hispanica is the source of this 2871-nucleotide messenger RNA. RefSeq lists its product as uncharacterized. The transcript has 5 exons. NCBI's taxonomy places the organism in Eukaryota, Metazoa, Arthropoda, Insecta, Hymenoptera, Formicidae. The record is from RefSeq and is a predicted model, not a curated record. Bases 127 to 2871 code for a protein of 914 amino acids.
AAUGAUCAAUUGAAAAAUGUCUUUGGUCCUGGGCUUCAACGCAGUUACAAAACUGAAGACGUGGUAGCAACGAGUAAUAUUUAUCGGCAAGGACUCGACGAGGAUGAAACAAAUCACACGGAAACAAUGAUGAAAGAAAUUAAGGAACUUCUUGGUAGGGUAAUUGUGAACGAAGUCCAGAGAAAAACUUGUGUUUCCUUAUCGCCAGAUAUGCGAGAAUUUUUAGGAUGGAUGCUGGAAAUAGAUCGGGAAGAGGAACCAUUGGAAGAUGUAGCACCAUUGCCAUUGAUUCACGAGGAAAUUAUUCCGGAACAGAAUUCGGGACGCAAAUUCUUAUUUUACAACACUUCCAAAAUAGAAGAUAUUAAGGAUUUAGAGAAAAAAGUGAAGGUAUUGGAUACUUUAGUAAAGGAAUAUAACGCUUUGUCGGCAAAAGAGAAAGCAAAAGUUCAAACGGACCACGAUUAUUUGAUUUGGCAAUUAAAUCAACUUCUGAAAUAUAUCGAAGAGCAAGAAAAGAAGGGAAAGAUUGCGUCGCGAUCUAUUGAAGCAGCUAGAGCUGGAACAGGAAAUAUUCUACAGUAUCAGAGCGCGAUGCCCAAUGUCACUAAUGCAAACUAUUCGAUGACAAAAGAUGCAUUCUCCUUGCCAAUCGAUACAUCAGAUAAUUUUUUUCAGUUCAACAACAUCGCACCCAAAGUGACAGAUAGGCAGCAUCACGAUGGUCGCACUUAUCGCAGAGAAACGCGUAGUCUUGAAAUCCCAUCAAAGCAAUAUCACAAAAUGAAGCGCCAAAAGUUUUGUAAUUAUAAGAAAAACGAAAAUAACAGAGCGAAGCGAAAGCACAGGAAGCAUCGCAGUAAUCAAAAUCGCGCAGGAUCAUUGCCGGAAUACAGAACGUCACGACAGAAACGCGCGAGUCACGAAGGAAGGGAUUUUCUCUAUUUAGGCUACGAAGAGCCAACGAUUUACGAUUCGUUCGAUCUCCUUGAUGCGAAAUUGACAGGAAAGAAGAAGGAGAAGAGGAAACGGGAACUGGCCGAUAAGAAAAACAUGACGACCGUAAAUGAUAGGAUGCUCGAUUUGUUACCAAUAAAGGGGAAGAAUCGCUUGGAGGACGAAGUGAUACUUCUCAACAAGCGGGAAGCUUGGAGAAAGGAAAACGAGGAACAACUGGAGGAAGUGGCCUUUGGCAAGGACAUGAGGAAUGGCACGAAAAGAGAGAAGGAACGUUUUGAGAAAUUAAUAGAAGGAGAUAAACGUAAGCUGAUCGAUGAGACGAGCUCCAGGAUGAAGCGAGAGAACAUCAUUCGCGGGACAUCAACCGUCAGAAGCACAGAUCUUUUCGAUAAAUCCUAUUCAGUAUCCGAAGCCAGUAGUGGCAAAACGGGCAAAAUUUCGAGAGCAAGUUACGAUAACAUCGAUAACGGCGCGAAGGAUAAGCUGAGGCUGGCUGAGCGUACGAUCAAUGUUUUCGCGGACAAUAAAACCGAUGCUGCAAUUGAUACAACGACUGCGGAAGUCAGCACGAGAGAAAAGUUAGUUAUAAACGCGGGAGCCAAUAACCAGGUUAAGGGAAAACUUAGUGCUAUAAAUGGCGAGACAAAAAUUGACAGGAUGAACGGAAGUACGAGCUUGGCAAACUUGACGAGCGAUACGAACAUUGAGGUCUCCAAGGAGCGAAAGAAAGUUUCGACGGUGGAAAAAGAAGCGAAUGAUAACGCUGUAAAAUUAAAUCGAGCGACAAACUAUCGAAGCGAAGAAACGGAUCCCGAAAUCGAGCUGAAAAAUCUGAGGCAGGAACGAGAAAACGGAAUUUAUGACGUCGCAGAUUGGAGAAUGAUUGACUUGUUUUACGAUGAUGAUGAUGACGAUGAUAAUCUUUCGGGAAGGAAAUUAAGGAAAAAAUAUGUAGCUAAGUUAGCCGUACCGGGUGACCUAGAUCCCGAAAAUAAUUUUGAGCUUCCAAGAUUAAGAAAUAAUAAAUGGUCGAAUGACGUCGUCGAAUGGAAGUUGCUGCCGGUAAUAAAAAGUUCGCCGCAUUAUGACGAACGUGUUUUAUCACGCAUUCGUUUAAUGGAAAAGGAAACACCUAUAUCAAAAAAUCAUAUCAGAAAUGUCGAAAUUGAACCAAAUGCUUAUUUAAAUAAUGGCGAAUUUCGGCGAUUGAAACAUCGCAGAAGAAGAAAUGGCCUUCUUCAAACCUCGCCUGUAUUAAGAAUAAUCGAUGACAUAGCGGAAUCGAAAGAUUUACCAAUAAAUCCCCAAAUUUCUCUCAAAACUCGAAGAGUCGCUCGAUCGAGGAACAACAAAAGAUCGAACGGCAUUGCGGAAUUUGAAGUGCCUUUUGUAUUAGAAAAUUAUAAUCAUAAGCUCCGCGAAAUAUCACGAUCUCGCAAUGAUCCAGAGCUCGAUGAUGGACUGAUCUACAACGAAGUCGGUCUGCCAUUACCGAUUAGUCCUCAUCGAUAUUACGACGAUUACGAGGGCUCGUCGAUCAUUCAUUUCGUUCCAAAUAUUGUCAGAAGAGACGACGACGCGUAUCGAUAUCCCGCGGGAGCGUACCUCGAGUAUGGCCCCUUUAAAGAGCGGACUCGCGACUCGAAUCGACAACUCGCGAGUCGGAAAAGGUUUCGCUUGAAAACCUCAGGUGGAGAAGUCAUCGAUUUUCCGGCGGAUAAUUCAGCAAGCAAGACCUCGAAGUCCAGUCCCGUGCGCGGAAUGUUUCUCGUGCAAACGGACGAGACGGCUCUCGCGAGUCAUAAAGAUUAUUUCGCGUUCAACAAAACGAAAUGUACACAGGAAACCAAAGGUGAUAAUGAAACAAAAUUGACAGGGCAAGCAAAUCUUUUGAACAAUAAAGAAAUUUAA